Messenger RNA from Monopterus albus (swamp eel), 3592 nucleotides. RefSeq names its product NIMA related kinase 9 (gene nek9). Gene Ontology annotation, biological process: protein phosphorylation. Gene Ontology annotation, molecular function: protein kinase activity; protein kinase binding; ATP binding. The transcript has 23 exons. Lineage: Eukaryota; Metazoa; Chordata; Actinopteri; Synbranchiformes; Synbranchidae. Gene Ontology annotation, cellular component: centrosome. The coding region runs from base 267 to 3155 and encodes 962 amino acids. The record is from RefSeq and is a predicted model, not a curated record.
ACGUCUUCAUUUUUUGUUGUGUUGUACUUGACAUUGCUGCAACUACUGUAGUUGCACGCACUUUGCUGUGUUGUAUUUUUCCCCACUGUAUACGUAAAGUAGCUUUGAGGUAUCUGGUUGUACUUGUACUUUGACAGGGUCUUUAAUAGUCGACACGGGUAACAGGCGCGUGUACAGUUUUAUAGGAGUCUUUCAGGUAGAGUUGUAUAAGGCCUGCUCGGGUUAUUUCCAUCACUACCGCUGGCUGACGUUAGCCCUAAACAGAAAUGUCACUGGAGGACUAUGAAAGACAUUUCGACUCACUAAAUUCAGAUUUGGGUGGCGGGUCUGUGCUCAGUGAGCGAUCAGCGUCGGGGACGUUUAAUGGCGAAGAGGAAAAGUUACAUUACAUUCCUAUCCGGGUCCUCGGGAGGGGGGCGUUUGGUGAAGCAACUCUCUAUAGAAGAACAGAGGACAACUCUCUGGUGGUAUGGAAGGAGGUGGACCUGAACUCGCUCUCAGAAAAGGAGUGCAGAGAUGUCAUGAAUGAAAUAAGCAUACUCUCCAUUCUGGAGCACAAUAACAUCAUAGCCUACUUCAAUCACUUCAUGGAUAGAAACACUCUGCUCAUUGAAUUGGAGUAUUGCAAUGGAGGAAAUCUGUAUGAUAAAAUCAACCAACAGAAGGGGAGACUUUUCAGUGAAGAGGUGGUCAUAUGGUACCUGUACCAAAUAGCCUCCGCAGUGUCAUACAUUCACAAGGCUGGGAUAUUACACAGAGAUAUCAAAACUCUGAACAUUUUCCUGACCAAGACUGACCUCAUGAAGCUGGGCGACUACGGACUUGCUAAGAAGCUAGACUCUGAGUUUUCAAUGGCAGAGACUUGUGUGGGAACUCCAUAUUACAUGUCACCUGAAUUGUGCCAGGGAGCAAAGUAUAACUUCAAAUCAGACAUCUGGGCCAUGGGUUGUGUACUUUUUGAAGUCUUAACUCUUACAAGAACAUUUGAUGCAACGAACCCUCUGAACCUCUGUGUGAAAAUAGUCCAGGGAAACUGGACAAUGGAAGUGAACUCAGAUGUUUAUUCAUCUGCGUUGAUCGAGCUGGUGUAUGAGUGCCUACACCAAGAGCCUGCAAAGAGGCCUACAGCGGAGCAGAUUCUGGACCAGCCAUUUAUCUCCUGCUGCCGACAGGAGCUUGAAGAGCGCGUUGCCUUGCUGAACUCCUCAAUGAAGAAACCAAAGCUGAGUACAGUGAACGAAACCUCUGUUGCUGUGGUGACCACACGCUCAAGGGAGGUGUACUUCUGGGGAGGAGGGAAGUUUACUCCCCAGAAACUGGACAUGUUUAAAGGAGGCAGCAGCGCUCAACAUGUUUGUGCUGGAGAGAGUCAUUUUGCAGUGGUGACAGUUGAAAAGGAGCUAUACACCUGGGCUAAUGUUCAAGGAGGUGCCAAAAUGGUGGGCCAGCUGGGACACGGAGACCAGGCCUCAUACCGGCAGCCAAAGAAGGUGGAGAAGCUUCAGGGGAAGGCCAUUCGACAGGUGGCAUGUGGGGCUGACUUCACUGCUUGUGUCACUGAUGAAGACCAGAUGUACAUGUUUGGUUCAGACUAUUAUGGAUGCAUCGGAGUUGAGGGCGAGCUUAGCAUGGAGAUUUUGGAGCCAGUGCUUCUGGAGUUUUUUGAGGAGCGGCCUGUCCGUCAGGUUUCCUGUGGCGACAACCAUGUGGUGGUUCUGACUCAGAGUGGAGACAUCUUCUCCUGGGGUUGCGGAGAGUAUGGGCGUCUCGGCCUGGAAUGCGAGGAUGACUUCUCUUCUCCAAUGCAAGUGGAGAUCCCUAAAGGUGCCACCAUCUCCUCAGUGUCAUGUGGCAGUGAUGGAACCUUCUUUUUAACAGAAACUGGCAAAGUCCUAGCAUGUGGAAACAAUGAGUUCAACAAACUGGGUCUGAACCAGGGAAUCUCUGGCAUCAAAAACCAUCCUGGAGAGGGUUACCAGGGAAUCCCAUACAUUACCACACUGACCUUGGUAAAGCAGCUGUCAAGGUUCAAGAUCCAGGUCAUAGCUCCAGGGAAAACCCACACAGUUGCAAUUGAUGGACGUGGUCGGCUGAUUACCUUUGGCUGCAACAAGUACGGACAGCUGGGUGUGAAGGACUUUAAGAAACACCAAGGUGUCCAACUCCUGGUUGGACCCUUCGGAGGGAAGAUAGUGACCAAAGUGUCUUGUGGAGAUGGCUUCACCAUUGCAGCCACUGAGGACAAUCACAUCUUUGCAUGGGGAAAUGCAGGAAACGGGAGACUUGGGAUGCCUGCUGAUAAAGGAUUUGGUUCAGAGGUUUGCCCCGCCAUGCCAAGGCCCAUCUUUGGUUCCCUUCACCACGUACCAGACCUCUCCUGCCGUGGUUGGCACACCAUUAUCAUAAUGGAAAAAGUACUCAACUCCAAGACUAUACGCUCUAACAGCAGUGGAGUAUCAAUCGGUAGUGGAGUGGGCCAGGAAACAUCUACAUCAACAGUGGAUAUGGACAUAGAACCUGGUUCUGAGACAGAGAGUCGAGAUAGGGGUCUUGGUGGUACACUGGAGGCUAAUACGGAGGAGUGCUUCACAGGGACCUCGAUGAUGUUAAUGGCAAAUCAGACUGGAGACAGCUCCUGCCCUCUGUGGCUUAGAAAGGAGCUUGAGGAUGCAGAAUUCAUCCCGAUGCCAGAAGACUCCGAGCCAUGCACUCCUGACCAGCUCUCUUCUUUCUCUGAGAGCGUCACUCUACCUUAUGAGGAAUUGAAAGAAAUGACGGCUGCAGCUGCAGCAGUCAGCAGUAGGAAAGACCUGCCGACUAAACGAAUGGACUGUGAUGAAGAUAAUGGACUGGAGGAGUCUGAUGUCUGCAAAAAAGGAGAAUCGGGUGUAUGUUGCAAUGCAUGUAGAGAGGUCAUACAGCUGCGAGAGACAGUCGCUCGUCAAGAGAUGAGGAUCCAGAUGCUCGAGAAGCAGGUCAGUGACCAGCAGAAGGAGAAUGAGAGGCUCUGGGCAGCAAUCAAUCGUUCAGCGCUACGGGAAGCUGGGUGUGACAAUAAUGGAAACCAUCAGUCUGAGCGUGUGCCUGGGGAUGGAGGAGGAAGAGCAAGUGGAUUCACAAACCAUGGGAACAGAUCUGCAGGGGCCAGUGUGUGAGGCUCUACCUGCAGAGUUCAAUAUCGUGGGAGAAGUGUCAAAACUCUUAGCACAUAAUGAAUUAAACAAACUGGUUAAAUAGGAAGUGAAGGUGCAGAGAGUGCAUACUCAAAAUGGUGAUGUUGCAGUAUACAUGUUUUGGCAUAGCGUUGCAUGAUUACUUUUAAUGCAUUUAUAAUACUGUAUAAUACCUUGGACACUCUCUUAUGCACACUUGUGUUCACCUGGGUGGGGUGAUCUAGCUAAUUUCUCCAUAGACUGAAAUGUUGGCUGGAUUCAACAUAAAGCAUUGGACCUUGACAGCGGCGAGAGACAAUCUGAUUAUAGUGUUGCUCUGCAAUGUGAAUGUUAAGUCCAUGUGUUAUUACUGUUGACCUUUAGUGAUGUCAGCAUUGAGACUUCACUCCUUAGUGCCUCAGUUAUAAGUGUUAUUUACA